UCACAGUACUAUUGUCUGUUGCCACCACUGCACAAUGCACAUUGCGUGCGUACGUAGCCGGCGAUAAACAGAGCAUCAAGAAACAGAGCACGCUCACAUUCUCACUGCAAACCCUACCCUGGUCACCCUUCACCUCUUUAUUUCUACAAUAUAUUCCUUUUCUUUUUCCCUCACAAAAUCAAAACCAUAUCUUGGGCUGUUAAAAAAAUUGCAAUCUUGAUACCGUUUUCCCUUCAGUUGGUAACAGUAUAAUGGAAGAUCAAAGUAACCAAGAGAACCCAGGAAGACCCACCAGUGGUGUCUCUCAUCAUCAAUUUCCAAUCCCAAAAGUUGCCAUUGCAGCAUCUUCUGGAAGAAAUGGAAGCCACAGGACUUGCCUCCCAAAACUAACUCACCAUAACUAUGUUGAGUAUCUUUCAGAAUCCUCAACUUAUAAUCUUCCAAAGACUUCCACCGAAUUCAUGAUGAAGAGCAGUUAUCUACCUGUUGGCAACAUCAGUGAUGGUUAUGGGGUCAGUGGAACAGACAGAAACUUCUUUUACAGUGAUGAUCCAGGAAAAGCUUGUUCCUUUAAGACUAUUGGUUCUUCAAGUAAUGACCUUGACAUUAGUAAGCAGGUGGGGUUUUGGAGAGCUGAUGAAGGAAUCAAAGUUGAAACUGAAAGUAGUCAGAAUCUUGUUUAUGCUGAGAGUCAUGCAUCAUGGACAUCAGAUUCUGUUGGAGAUAAGCAUAAUGCUUCACAUGAUCCAAUGUUCAUGGUUGGUGCACCUACUUUACUUCCCAAACCAGGAUGCAGCUCCUCAAAACAGAAAGCUCGUGUCACUGAACGUCAACGCAGGCAACGCAUCGCUGAUAACCUCAAAGCCUUGCAUGAAUUGCUUCCAAAUCCAGCAGAGGGAAGUCAAGCUUACGUAUUGGACGACAUAAUUGAUUAUGUCAAAUAUUUGCAGCUUCAAAUAAAGGAACAAAGUGGAAGUAGAUUAUUGCAAGCGGACUCAACUGCUAUACCACUAGUUUUUCAUGAGGGUUACGGCCAUUAUAUCAACCAAAAGAUGCUGAAUGAACCCCUUGAGGAGAUAAUGGGGAAACUAGUUGAAGAUGAUUCAGCAGCAGCUGUUCAGCUACUAGAGAGUAAGGGUCUUUUCCUGCUGCCUAUGGCAUUGGUUGAUGAGUUGAGUGAGGCUGUGCAAAUGUUUGGUGGGAGUGCACUUGUCUGACAAAAGCUUUCUUUUAUUUAUUUCAAAUUCUCCAUUAUGGAUCAUUUCUAGACAGUGGCAGUAGUAUGAUUAUUGUUUAUGUUUUUGAUGUUACAACAAUAACAUUUAUGACUUAUUACAAACUAUCAAAAUCUCAGCUAACUCGAUUCCACUA
Molecule: messenger RNA, 1371 nt
Organism: Glycine soja
Lineage: Eukaryota; Viridiplantae; Streptophyta; Magnoliopsida; Fabales; Fabaceae
Product: transcription factor bHLH7-like
Exons: 8
Coding region: 252-1217 (321 amino acids)
Biological process (GO): regulation of transcription by RNA polymerase II
Cellular component (GO): nucleus
Molecular function (GO): RNA polymerase II cis-regulatory region sequence-specific DNA binding; DNA-binding transcription factor activity, RNA polymerase II-specific; protein dimerization activity
Source: RefSeq, a predicted model, not a curated record